AUGGACGCGAGGUCCUUUCUCAGCGAGGAAAUGAUCGCUGAGUUCAAGGCCGCCUUUGACAUGUUUGACACUGAUGGUGGCGGUGACAUCAGCACCAAGGAGUUGGGUACUGUCAUGAGGAUGCUUGGACAGACCCCAACCAAAGAAGAGUUGGAUGCAAUCAUUGAGGAAGUAGAUGAAGAUGGCAGCGGUACCAUCGACUUUGAAGAGUUCUUGGUCAUGAUGGUGCGCCAGAUGAAAGAGGAUGCGCAAGGAAAAAGUGAAGAGGAAUUGGCUGAAUGCUUCCGCAUCUUUGACAAAAAUGCUGAUGGAUACAUUGAUAGUGAAGAGUUGGGUGAGAUCCUGCGUUCUUCAGGGGAAAGCAUUACAGAUGAAGAGAUUGAAGAGCUCAUGAAGGAUGGAGACAAAAACAAUGAUGGAAAGAUUGACUUUGAUGAGUUUAUCAAGAUGAUGGAAGGUAUACAAUAA
Staurois parvus is the source of this 468-nucleotide messenger RNA. Lineage: Eukaryota; Metazoa; Chordata; Amphibia; Anura; Ranidae. The record is from the annotation of a GenBank genome assembly.